AUGGAAGCUGGCCAUUCGACCCAACAGCACUCAAAUCUGGCAGUGCUGUACCCUCGCUCAAAGUCUCUGCAAACCAACAUCGUCGAGUUCUUCACUGUUGUCGUACGGAUAUGUCUUCGUUUCCAUCAGUAUACCCAGAAAUCCGCACUGGCCAGGUUCGCAUCUUCACUCGAUGAUAGCGAUAUCAAAGAACUGCGAUCAAGUCUCAUAGCUUGGUCGAAGUCGAUUCAAGAAGAGAUCACGACCCUUGUCGCACAAACGGUAGAAACAGAAGCUGAGAGCAAUUCGCGGUUCAGAGCACUGAUGAGCUUGAAUGUUAAAAAGACUUCUGAACAGCAAAGGCAGAUUGCUCUUCGAAAGAUUCGGAAAUGCUAUUCAACCUACGACUACGAGACCCCAUGGAGACAGAUCCGCAAAGCUGGGAACACCUGCCUAUACAAGGAGUUACCUCAGUACAACCAGUGGAUAGUGGCACCAGCCUCAAAGACCCUGAUUCUGGUUGAGAAACUUGGAUAUGGGAAAUCUGUCACGCUUGCGAAUAUUGUGGAUGAUCUCAACUUGCGCAUCGACCCCGAGGCUUGCGGACUCGCAUACUUCUUCUGUCGACACGAUAUUCCUGAAAGCAAACACGCAGAAACGAUCAUGGGCGCACUCUCGCGCCAGAUUAUCAGCCCACUCGAACAUCUCCUCGAUGAAUCUCAGGUUAUGGAUUUAGAUAGCCUUCCUCAGCCCCUUGGUCUAAUGCCUCACGUUGUCCCUUCUGGAUAUGUCCUGUAUAUCGUAGUCGACGGCCUGGAUAUAUGUUCCCCCUCAGAACGAAAGAGGGUCACAGCGCGAUUGGAACUUAUGGCGACGCAUUUUAACGUACAUCUCUGCAUUUCUCGCCGCCUGGAACCUGGAACCGAGCUGCAGUCUAUCGCUAAAGACUUUCCAAAAGCAACUAUUGCCCGGCUUCCCGAUAACGCUUCGGAUAUUGAAACAUACGUCGACGCGCAAUUAGAGGCCGCUUUAUUGGAAGAGAAGUUGGUCUUGGGUGAGCCCACUAUCAUUCUUGAGAUCACGAAUGCGCUAUUGGACGGCUCGCAACACAUGUUUCUGUGGGUUGCUCUUCAGAUUCAGUCGCUUUGCAUGAUGCAAACCGAUCACGACAUUCGAAAAGCGCUCGUCAAAUUGCCGCAAGAUCUUUCAGAGAUCUACAGUCAAAUACUGCAGCAAGCAAAGUGUGUUGACCAAGCACUACGAUCAAACAUAUUCAAGCUUAUAUUGGCUGCGAGACGGCCACUUACGCUUCCCGAAAUGCGAGAUGCACUGAGCGUCACCCCAGGCGACACUACGUGGGACCCCUCCAAGCUUCUCAACAGUAUAUAUCCGGCACUAGCAACCUGUGGGUGCCUUAUCACCGUCGACGAAGAGGAACAUACGAUACGUACAGUUCAUCCGAGUGUGGACCAGUUCUUGCUCCAAGACGAUUUCACCUCACCAGACAUAGUUCCCAGGGAUCAAUUCACAAUGGAGGACGCGCGGUCGCUAAUGUCAUCGAUAAUCAUCACCUACCUCGGCUACGGUAUCUUUGGCACGGAGCUUGCUGUUCGCCGGCCUGUAUUCAAUGUAGGAUCAGUGCCAGAUCGUGUCAUGGAGUCUACGAAACAUGGAGACAAUGAUGUUUUGGCUGCGACUCUGAAGAUGUUGCGGUCACGAAAGAAGACUAAAUUUGAUGCUUCGCACACCUUCGUUCCAAACCUCAGGUCACCUAGACCGCCGACCAUGGAUGACUUCCUCUUCCAACACUACGCAAAGCCGUACGCACUGCAACAUCUAUCAGACCUCCCUGCUGUAUCAUGCGCUACUGCAGAGAAUCUGUUGCGGAUGCUGAAAAAUGGCGCAAUGGCCGUUCAAACCGACGAAGAGGCCAUCGGAUUGCUAUGGCUCAUGCUCCAGCCGCCUGGAAGAGCAGACGUUGUUGAACUUCUCACGCAUCUUGACUUAAAGAUAGAGGAAGAUACAUCGGCAUUUUGGGCUGCUCCGGAGACUCUGUUUGGCCGGCUUUUCUAUUCGGCUAUAGCCAAUGGUCAUACACAAGCGAUCAAGUACCUGAUGGAUUUGUACCAUCUACUCAUCAACCGUCAGCUCGAUGGUAUCCAGCCAGGCGCGAAUUCUGCUUUCCCCGCACUUAUGGAAUUCUAUCUUCAACAUACAUUGAGAUCAAGGAAAUGUCGUGAAACGUCUACAAUGGUGUUCUUCCUUGGAGAUACUCCCUUAUGCCAUGCUAUUGAGCACUAUCAAGACCGCGCAUUGGAGAUUCUUAUGGGCUAUGAUGUCUUUGAUAUCAACAAAGGCGAAACCCUGAGGAAGAGGCCUAUCGGCGUUGCCGCAGAGCACCAGAACAUCGGGGCCUUGAAAAUUUUGCUCUCAGCAGAGCACAGAGGGAAAUUACAAAUGACGCUAGCGGAAGCCGAAGAGUUAACGGAUCUAGUCGCGCCUAUAGAAGACGACUCUAUUCCUUCGUUGCUAAACUGCAUCAAAGCGGUGCAUCCGAAUGCAUCUCUUGCAAGUGGUAGACGGCGCUAG
Molecule: messenger RNA, 2568 nt
Organism: Alternaria metachromatica
Lineage: Eukaryota; Fungi; Ascomycota; Dothideomycetes; Pleosporales; Pleosporaceae
Exons: 1
Coding region: 1-2568 (855 amino acids)
Source: RefSeq, a predicted model, not a curated record